CUCGGAGGACAAGGCGGGGAAUGAUGGUCGGGCGCGGCGGGAACAACAACAGCGUGUCGGCGUCGUUGACGCUCAAGAGACUGGUUGUGAGCGCUCCGAAGGAGGAUUGGCCGAAACCGCCUUCGUUUGUCGGCGGUGGUCUGGGGAUGAAAAGGUGCGAGGCCGGGGCUCCGGCGUACCUACCGAAGUGGCAGCUGGACGCACACCAGGGGGCGGAGUGGUUUGUGUUCGAGAGGUCGAGCUCUCUGGAGCAGCUGCAGCGAAAGUUCGAGGCGAUCCAGGGCAUGCACGACCCCAAUUUUCUGGCGUCGUUCGCGUCUAGGGCACCCUACCAUGCCGACGCACUCCUGCAGCUUGGAAUGGUGUUUGCACACACGGGGCAGGCAAGCAUGGAUCGUGCGUCCGAGUUUGUCGGGCGCUCCCUGUAUGUCCUCGAAAGCGCUACGAUGGAGGCGUUCAGGCCGGUGGACGGAGCUUGCCGCCUGGAUGCCACCCUCGAAGUCAACAAGACCUACUUCGCGGCGAUGUUCAGGCACAUGCAGAUGGCAGGCAUGGUGGGUGGGGCGCGCACGGCGCUAGAAGUGUGCCGACUGCUGCUGUCGCUCGAUCCGCUCGGUGACCCCAUGGGCUGCUUGCUGGCUCUGGACAGCCAUGCUCUGGCCAGCCGCCAGGGCGAGUUUCUGAUAGAGCUCCAUCGGUCGAAGCUUCCCGUCGGCCGCUCGCCUUCCCGCGCCGCGGAGGCUUUCGCGUCUGGAGCGGAUGUAGACGGAGGCGUAUGCGUCACCGUCCAGGACUUGCCGGGCCUCAGCAUGUCGGUGUGCCUCGCCACGCUGGAUACCACGGGAGAUUCCACCGCUGCCCGAGAAGCCAUGGCGUCGACCCUGCUCCGUUUCCCCAUCAUGCUGGAGCCUCUCCUGGAAAAGUGCGGAGUGACUCCUCGUUCAACAACCUACCCACACGACUGGAAAUCGGUCAUGCAGCAUCCUCACUUCGGAAGAGCGAAGGAUCGGCUCCCGGCAGGACAUGUCUUGCUUCACCUCGCGAGAAUAUUUGCCCAGAGGGGCGGCGAGCUUUGGAAGCAUGAGCGGGCGGAGGAGCUCCUUUACGAUGGAGCUGGGAUCGCACUGCAGGGUCUACCCUCGACGCCGGCGACGCGAGAGGCAGCCGGCGCAGGGGCAGAGGAGGCGGGCAUAAUCUACGCCGAUUUUUGCCCCAGCGCAGCCGAGGUGGAGGUUGUCCAACGCGCCUACGGCGAGGGGUCUCCCAUCCAAAAGUACCUCGACCUAGCGCUCUCAGACUUCGAUGAGUCCUUCGCGCUUCUCCCGCAAGACGCUAACAUCCUGGACCCGCGACUGAUGGGCCCGAACUUCAUGAACGAGCGGGUGCGGUUGCGUGUGCCACCGGGAGUAGUCCCGGGGGGUGGUGGCGAGCGUGGCUGGGGUGGCGGCCAGGAAGUCUUGGACGAGGUGCUGGCGAUGGCGAUGCAAGUGAUCGGUAGGCAGGAUGCGGCAGCGAGAAUGCGGCGGCAGGGGAGGGGAAGGGGACGCGGAGCGGCGGACGGGAACCUGAGCCCUUCGUCCCCGCUGGCGCAGCUGUUUUGGCAGACGCUGUUGCCGUGGAAUGUGUUCCCGACGCCUUUGCGCCCGACGCCUCCCCCCCCUCGUUGGCUGUGACGGUAUUGUUUUCACGUGUCGUGGUUUUUCGCGACGUGUUUGUCCGUUUCUGUGGUAUGGGCGUGUGCCGUGGCGUGUCGUUCGGCAAGAAGAGCGGUUUUUUCCUGGCCGGCCUGAUUGUUGGUCGGUUGUUGAGCGUGUGACGGCGGUGUAUUAAGCUCGAUUUGUGAUUCGUUCGACGGAAGUCAUGGUUGGGAUGGUUUUUGGAUGUAUCAACAACGUGUCGUCGAUUUGUAGUGUGUGGGCGUGUAGUUCAGUUGUGAGCACGCAAACGUGCUGCAGGGAUUGCAGGUGUACCUCCUCGGGCUUGCGUACCCUUUCCUUGCUAAUAGCGUGUGUGUUCUUUGGUCUUCUGAUGGCCCUAGCAUUUUUGUGACCACGGACCGAGUCUUUGCUAGAUUUUGGGAUUAGCAACUGA
Messenger RNA from Ectocarpus sp. CCAP 1310/34, 2091 nucleotides. NCBI's taxonomy places the organism in Eukaryota, Phaeophyceae, Ectocarpales, Ectocarpaceae. The record is from the annotation of a GenBank genome assembly.